UCCAUGUGGGUAGGUCUUGACCUGAUGUCUCUCUACCAUUGAAUCUCAUCUUCUUGUCUUGUCUAGAUCUUUGAGUAACCCAAGUCUUUCUUCUAUAUAAACGUCAUGUAUAUGGAUUCACAACCAACAAGAGUCUUUCCAUAUUCCGAUUCUCCAAAGAAAUUUCAAGUUUGGUAUUCCUUCCACGGUCUCAUAUUUAUCUUGGAACAUAUUGCAACAUGGGUUUCCGUUUGCCUAGAAUUGUUCACGCUAAGAAAAGUCUUCAACGAUCUCCAUCAACAGGAAAUGGAGCAUCGUCAAAGGCUGUCGAUGUUCCAAAGGGUUACUUUACAGUUUAUGUUGGUGAAGCACAAAAGAAGCGUUUUGUCAUUCCACUAUCUUACUUGAACCAGCCUUCUUUUCAAGAUUUGUUGAGUCAAGCAGAAGAAGAGUUUGGAUAUGAUCAUCCAAUGGGUGGCAUCACAGUUCCUUGCAGUGUAGACGAUUUCCUCGAUCUCACUCGGAGUUUGCAUGACUCAUGAACGAGAGAGAUUAGAAUGUAGAAUUAGAUUGUAUAGAGAAUGAAUUAGAAUCUAGAAACAAUGUAAACUUUUUCGAAAUGAGGGAACUUGAUUCUUUUGAUUAUUGAAACUAUAUGAUGAAAGUUCAUUCUUCCUUUCCACUUGC
Molecule: messenger RNA, 666 nt
Organism: Cucurbita pepo subsp. pepo (vegetable marrow)
Lineage: Eukaryota; Viridiplantae; Streptophyta; Magnoliopsida; Cucurbitales; Cucurbitaceae
Product: auxin-induced protein X10A-like
Biological process (GO): response to auxin
Source: RefSeq, a predicted model, not a curated record